Molecule: messenger RNA, 2127 nt
Organism: Akanthomyces muscarius
Lineage: Eukaryota; Fungi; Ascomycota; Sordariomycetes; Hypocreales; Cordycipitaceae
Exons: 3
Coding region: 1-2127 (708 amino acids)
Biological process (GO): mitotic intra-S DNA damage checkpoint signaling; mitotic G2 DNA damage checkpoint signaling; telomere maintenance
Cellular component (GO): nucleus; Mre11 complex
Molecular function (GO): DNA endonuclease activity; manganese ion binding; 3'-5'-DNA exonuclease activity
Source: RefSeq, a predicted model, not a curated record
AUGCCUGGAUCUACUGAUGCGCAUACGAUUCGCAUCCUGGUAGCGACGGAUAACCAUGUCGGGUUCGAAGAGCGAGAUGCCAUCCGCAAAGACGACAGCUGGCGGACUUUCGACGAAAUUCUGACUGUAGCCCGGACUGAAGAUGUAGACAUGGUCCUUUUGGCCGGAGACUUGUUCCACGAUAACAAGCCCUCGCGAAAGUCGCUGUACCAGGUCAUGCGAACCCUCCGACAAAAUUGCCUUGGCAUGAAGCCGUGCCCACUCGAAUUUCUCUCCGACGCUGCGACCGUCUUCGAAGGCGCAUUUCCCCACGUCAACUACGAAGACCCCGAUAUUAACAUUUCGAUUCCCGUGUUUUCCAUCCACGGCAACCAUGACGACCCCUCUGGAGACGGAAAUCUCUGCUCGCUCGAUCUACUACAAGCCUGCGGGCUGCUCAAUUACUACGGUCGGGUGGCGGAAGCCGACAAUAUCGAGGCACGGCCGAUUCUGCUGCAAAAAGGCGAGACCAAGCUAGCGCUCUUUGGCUUGAGCAACGUCCGCGACGAGCGAAUGUUUCGAACCUUUCGCGAUCACAAAGUCAAAUGGUUCAAGCCCAGCGCCGAAACCGGAGACUGGUUCAACCUACUAGCUGUGCAUCAAAACCACCAUGCGCACACUGCCACUUCAUAUCUGCCUGAGAAUGUGCUGCCGGACUGGAUGAAUCUGAUUGUAUGGGGUCACGAGCACGAGUGCUUGAUUGAUCCGACGCAGAAUCCUGAAACUGGCUUCCACGUCAUGCAGCCGGGUUCUUCCGUGGCGACAUCACUUGUUCCCGGUGAAGCCGUUCAAAAGCACGUGGCCAUUGUUAGCGUCACUGGGAAGGAGUUCAAGAUGGAAAAGAUUCCAUUGAAAACAGUUCGGCCCUUUGUCACAAGAGAAAUCAUACUCAACCAGGAUAAGCGCUUCAAAGGUUUGGAUAAGAAAAAGGACAACAGGCAAGAGGUCACGCGCAGACUGAUGGAGGUCGUGGAGGAAAUGAUUGAAGAGGCAAGUACAGAGUGGGAAGCUAUCCAAACAGACCAGGAAGCUCUGGAAGAGAGGCCGCUACCGUUGAUUCGUCUCAAGGUCGAGUACACAGCGCCAGAAGGCGGACUCUUUGAGUGCGAAAACCCGCAGCGAUUUUCCAACCGAUUCGUCGGCAAAGUGGCCAAUACCAAUGACGUGGUAUACUUUUAUCGCAAAAAGACGGUCCAGCGCAAGGCCACAGCCGAUGCUCCCGCAGAGGUUAUGGACACUCUGGGGGACGAUGGUGACAUGGUCAAGGUUGACUCGCUGGUCCAGGACUUUCUUUCUGCACAGUCGCUCAAGGUUCUUCCGCAAGGGCCGUUUUCCGAAGCUGUGAACCAAUUCGUUGCAAAGGACGAUAAGCACGCGAUGGAGUUGUUUGUUUCUGAGCACCUCACAGGCCAGGUAAAACAGAUGCUCGGCCUCGAGUCUGACGACGAAGAUCUGAACAGCGCCAUGGAGAUUUACAGAACAAGGGUGGAGCAGCAACUCGACAGAGGUGUGAAGCCGGUGUAUGGAGAGCGACGUCGCGUACUCCGACCGAAGCCUGCAACGUGGGACAGUGAUUUCGACGGAAAUUGGGAAGAGGAGCCUGAUGCAUGGACAUAUGAGCCUGUCAGCGAGGUUAGCUUCCUCGCCGGCUCGGCGCCAUCUCGAAUCGCCGACUCGCUUCCGAAUGAGGACGCGGCACCCGCAAAAACAACGCGGCGCGCCGCGGCAACAAAAAAGGCACCGGCGAAGAAGACGACGACAGCGAGGGGCCGUGGCCGCAAGGCGCCGCUGGUAGAGGAGGAGGAAGAAGAGGAAGAUGUGCUGAUGGAGUCGGACGAAGAGCCAGAACCCGCGCCGCCGCCGAAGCGAGCCACGCGAGCUGCGCCAGCAAAAAAGACCGCGGCGGCUCCCAAAAAGGCUGCUGCUACUAGGACAUCUACGCGGGCGAAGCCGGCAACGCAAACGACACUGAAUUUUUCGCAAUCUGGGACUCAAGCUAAGGGCAUUGAGAUUAGCGACGAUGAGAUUUCAGACGACGAUGCGUUUGAGCCUGCGCCUCCGGUAGCGACGAGGUCAAGAAGGCGAUGA